Molecule: messenger RNA, 1268 nt
Organism: Macadamia integrifolia
Lineage: Eukaryota; Viridiplantae; Streptophyta; Magnoliopsida; Proteales; Proteaceae
Product: pre-rRNA-processing protein ESF2
Exons: 8
Coding region: 185-955 (256 amino acids)
Biological process (GO): endonucleolytic cleavage to generate mature 5'-end of SSU-rRNA from (SSU-rRNA, 5.8S rRNA, LSU-rRNA); endonucleolytic cleavage in 5'-ETS of tricistronic rRNA transcript (SSU-rRNA, 5.8S rRNA, LSU-rRNA); small-subunit processome assembly
Cellular component (GO): nucleolus
Molecular function (GO): RNA binding
Source: RefSeq, a predicted model, not a curated record
AUAUCCUAGAUCGGAUUAGUAUCGGUCUAAAACCUCAAAACCUUUCAAAAAAAUAAAACCUCAAAACCCCCUUUUGAUAAAACCUCCCGUCUCUCACGCAGCUCUUGCCGCUCACUCCCGUCGCUCAGGCGGCUCUCGUAGAUUUAUUGGUACGUGUUCUCUCCAUUAUCUCCUAUACUUAGACAUGGCUGAGGAUGAACAAGAUCAAAUUGGAACCAAUCCUCCAGUGGAAGGGAAUUCGUUAGAGAUAGAAGCCAAUGAUAAGAAGAGACAAAAACAGAAAAAUAAAAGAAAAAAACAGUUAUUAAAGGAAGCUGCCAAAGCUGAGAAACGUGGGGUUUGCUAUCUGAGCCGGAUUCCUCCCCACAUGGAUCCUUUGAAGCUUCGUCAGGUUCUUUCCCAGUAUGGAGAGAUACAACGGAUUUAUCUCACCCCUGAAGACCCUGCAGUACAAGUACACCGCAAGCGGGCGGGUGGGUUUCGAGGCCAAGAGUUUUCAGAAGGGUGGGUUGAAUUUACCAAGAAACGUGUUGCGAAACGGGUUGCAAGUAUGUUAAACAGUGAACAGAUAGGUGGGAGGAAGCGGUCAUCGUUCUAUUAUGAUCUUUGGAACAUCAAGUAUUUAAGUAAAUUCAAGUGGGAUGAUCUUACUGAAGAAAUUGCUUACAAGAAUGCCAUUCGGGAGCAGAAGCUAGCUUUAGAGGUAUCUGCUGCCAAGAGGGAGCGAGAUUUCUAUCUCUCAAAGGUUGACAAGUCCCGUGCUUUGUCUUCUAUUCAAGAACGGCUGAAGAAGAAGCAGAAGGUCCAACAAGAUUCAGUCACAAAUUUGGUUGAUCAGCCAGAGGUUAAGGUGAUCCGUCGAUUCUCUCAGACACGACCAGUUGAAGACAAGACAGGGCAGAUCAAACUUUCCAAAGAUGUCUUGGCUGGGGUAUUUGGUGGCUCAUCUUCGUGAUGUAUGUUCAUUGAUUGCUUUCAACCUGUCUAUCACGAGUUGGAUAGUUGCUACUUCUGAUAUGUAAAGGAGGCCAAGCAAUGGCAAAGUUGAUGAGGGCCUUGAGUGACUCAUCUGAAGUACUCUGGGGAUUACCAAGGCUGGGCCUAGUAAGUUCCUUGAGAAUUCAUUCCCCUCUGCCCUCCCCCACCCCAACUUACUGACAAUGUAAAGACGCUGUCCUUGUCCUUGAUGCUGGAUUUUGUUACUUGCUGAGUACAAAUGUUUCAUUUAGCAGAUCAUAUAAUGCAUUCAGUAACACUUUCGGAGUGAA